Messenger RNA from Ostrea edulis (European flat oyster), 1662 nucleotides. RefSeq lists its product as uncharacterized. The transcript is spliced from 2 exons. The record is from RefSeq and is a predicted model, not a curated record. The coding region runs from base 580 to 1335 and encodes 251 amino acids. NCBI's taxonomy places the organism in Eukaryota, Metazoa, Mollusca, Bivalvia, Ostreida, Ostreidae.
GCCUUACGUUGGACAGACUAAUUUGAACUAUGUAUAACACUGCACAAGGCAAACAAAUUGCCCAGCGCAUGGAGACUGUUUUGUUUACGUCAUCAUAUCAGUGACCCCUGACCUUUGGAACGAAAGAGUUUGAGAAUCUCUAUUUAUCACUAGAAAUCUGGGAGAUGGGAACGCAACAGUAUUAGGAGAUCGUAGAGGACGUCUUUCUAUCAGUUGCGUGUGUUAAACGCUUUGACAGCUAUUCAUUGAGAAUUCUUUCCAUUUAAAAAUCUUUCAGCACAAUCUCCUGUUUGAAUCACAAGCCUUUAUUUAAAUCUGAGGCUAAAUACAUUUAUUUUGGAUGUUAUUUAAGUCACGGUUAUGCGGAGUCAUAUUGAUAUCAUGAAAGAUCUCCAGUUGGUGCUUACUGCGAACAGUUAAUACCUAGCUAGCGUUAAUCCGUAUGCAGGUUUGAUAUAGAUCGUAUCCAACUAUACAGAGCCGAGAGACAAUAACGUUAAUACAGUAUUAUCGACCAGUAAUACUUAAAGAGGAUUCUGUUUGUUUGUGAUAUUUAAGCUGUAAGUUCCUGAGUUUUCCAUGUCUCUAACAGGGGGUCUUAAACUGCCCCCGAUCGCCGAUUCGGGAGGGGAUAAUGAUGUGAGUGUGAAUGGUAAGAUGAUCGCUAAAGGCGGCACACACCAGCAUAUGAUCUACCGAAGUGUACCCCCCAAACCGUCCAACUACACGUUCUCGGAUAUGUUGGGACCAAGUCCCACCGGUCAAAAGCAGAGCCGGACGACGGUCGUGUCGUCAAAUACACCGGCGGAAUACGUGGAGAGAUUCAAAUCCAAACCACUGUCUAAACCCAAGGUGGUGGAGUUUGACGUCGGAGACAUGUCCACAGAUUCUAAACGACGGAAAGUCAACGGAUUCUUCCCGCCAGUCAAACUUCGCCGCUCAGUAUCCACGAGAGUGACAUCAUCAGAAUUUUUAUCAGAGGAGCCGAUAAUGGCAACCAGUAGGAUGCAAUUGAUUCCCACAACAUACAUGGAAGUGCGGAGCAAGUCAGAGCGUAUUGAACGGAACAAAACUCCUAUGUCCUUCCGAAAGACACCAGAAUCUAUCAAAACUGCGCAAACAGCACCGGAAGUGAGCAUCAUAUACCCGAACAUUAUAUCAGAAAAUGUUGACUAUGAUGAUUUGAGUUUAUUGCCGCCUCCAAAGCGAAUUUUACCUCGGCGAGAGCUCCCAUGGGUGUUUCGAUACAAAGUGAAAAGAAACAUGAACGAAUUGGCAAAAAUUAUGGCCAGUAGACCCUCACCAACACCCAUACCGGAACAGCUUCCGACAUAGAAAAAAAAAUCCCGUAAAGUGAUAUGCAAUUCCGUCUACUGACUUAGUUGUUAACUGUGAUAUCUGAAAGUAUUAAUAUAUGGUUGUUGUUAUUUAUGCGAGCUCUCAAUUCAUGAAAGCUUUUAUCGUGAAAUAAUUUAUCGAUUCUUUUUUUCUUUUUUUUUUUGUGUUUUCGGUUUCGUAUCAUUUCGUUAUAAAGAAAACACAAGAAAUAAAAAUAUUCAUUACUUUAUGUAAUGACGAGUCCUAAAAUGAUGAAAAUGUAUGUGUGUAUUCGAUAUUUCAUUUUUAUUUUAUUGAAAAUUUUGAAUAAAAGUUUAUAUUCUU